This is a messenger RNA of Debaryomyces hansenii CBS767, 777 nucleotides long. Its product is annotated as DEHA2F03168p. Bases 1 to 777 code for a protein of 258 amino acids. The record is from RefSeq and is a predicted model, not a curated record. Lineage: Eukaryota; Fungi; Ascomycota; Pichiomycetes; Serinales; Debaryomycetaceae. The transcript has a single exon.
AUGCGUUCCGUUCAAUAUAAGGCAGAAAGAAAGUAUCGGGCGGCUGAAUAUAUGAAGCAGGAGAGGGAUACAAAAUGGAAGUGGUCAGACCAGAAAAGGGUUAAGUUUCAUCCAACGAUUAUCACGGAAUAUAUCGAAUCUGUUUGGCAAGACAAACAAGAAUUGGUCAACUACCGUCGAGAUUUGGAUUUGUUAUAUCCUGAUAUACCAUACAGCGAAAGGUGUCAAAGAAGGAGUGAAAAUUGUAACAAAACAAAACAACGUCUUCGUAACAACAAAUCGUACGAUAGGCUCUACAUGGACCAUCCUUCGGGACUCUAUAAUUUACCCUCCUAUGCAGACUGUGAUUGUGAUUUAGAAUAUGAAUCAUAUGCCAUAAAGAAAAAAAUCGCUUGGGAGCUAUCGACUGCCCCACCUAUAUUCUCCCAUAUACAUCCAUUUGACGACAAUUUAACAUUAUUUUUCAAUAGUUACCUCGGCAGAACAAUAGACAAAAGACCUAUUUAUCAGGAAAGUCAUGGUGACGAGAGAAUUGAAUCGCCUUAUUAUGUAGAAGAAGAUAUAUUUAACAUGCCGUAUGAGAUUGAAAGAAGACUAUGGGUCUACAGAAUAGCAAAAUUUCGAGAAUGGAAGCUAUCAUUUUCGAAAAAAAAUGUUGUUUUACCAACAAAUGACAGUACUACUGGUAUUUGUAAGUAUUCAUCCUCUUUUGAUUGUGAUGCUUAUCCCUUUAAACGUAUAGAAGAUCCUAUGAUGUACUUUAAGUCUAGUUUUUAA